Molecule: messenger RNA, 1820 nt
Organism: Phoenix dactylifera (date palm)
Lineage: Eukaryota; Viridiplantae; Streptophyta; Magnoliopsida; Arecales; Arecaceae
Source: RefSeq, a predicted model, not a curated record
UACUGCACCAGAAAAGACUCAUACAAAUUCAAAUGCUGAUGAAGCCGUUGAGGAAUCUGCUAAAGAAGAAAUGAGGAGUGGUGAAGUUGAAGAGGUGGAGAAAGCAGUGGCAAUUGAUGCUGGCAAGCCAGUUCCUUCUGCUGUUAUAGAACUUGUAGAGGCUGCUGAUGCCAGUUCAGUUAUCGAAAUCACUGAAGAUUCCAUGAAGCAAGACGCUAAGGUUGAAGAACAGAAGCAGGAAAAUAUUAUUGAAGAUAAAGAACCAAAUCUAAGAGAGAAAAGUAAAAUUGAUGCUGCUAGUGAAGCUGCUGAAGUUACAUAUGAAGGAGAGAAGGUUACUGAAAUUAUUGAAAAGGUUGAGGAGAAGAAGAAUGAGAGCUUGGAAGGUGAUGAGGCAAAUUUGGUAGAGACCUCCAAAUAUCUCAAUGCUGCUAUUGAAGUUUCUGGACUCUCUUCAGAGGAAAGGAGGGUCUCUGAAGGUGCUGAAAUGGUUGAGGAUAAGGACAAAGACUUACAAGGUAAAGAGGAAAUCACCAAAGAUCUUGAUGCUGCUUCCGUGAUCGCAGAGGCUUCAUCCCAGGAGGAGAAGUCUUCUGAAGGUUCUGCAAUGUUUGAGGAGACAAAGGAUGAGGGUUUAAAAGAUGAGAAGAUAUCUCUAGUAGAGACCUCCAAGGAUUUUGAUGCUGCCUCUGAAGUUGCUGACUUCUCAUCCAAGGAAAAGGAGGUCUCUGAAAGUCCUGAAAUUGUGGCAGAAAAGAAGGAAGAGAGUUUGGAGAGCGACAAGUCAACAUCAGUUGAGACCUCCAAAAGUUUUGAUGCUGCUGCUAGCAUUGCUGAGGUCUCAUCCAAAGAUGAGAAAACUUCUAUAGCUGCUGAAAUGGUCGAGGAGAAGAAGGAUGACAGUCUAGAAGGGGAGGAGAAAACAUCUGGUGGUCCUGAAAUGGUUUGGGAGAAGGACGAGGGAGAGAGAGCUCCUGAAAGCACCGAAACAAUUAGUGCAAAGAAGAGUGAAGUUUUGGAAAGCGCAAGGAAGACUCUAGGCGAAACUUUUAAAGAGCAUGAUGUGGAGGAAAAGAAUGUUUUCGCUGCAUCUGCUGCAGAACGAGUUGGUGAUUUAGACGAGGUUGAGAAGGGCAAGGAUCUUGCAAAAGAUAUAGCAGAGACUGGAAAACCUGAUGACGGAAACUUAGUUGAACCCUCCAAAGGUGAUUCUGCCAAGCAAGAGAACGAGGCCCCCAAACAAGAGGUUCCUAAAGCUUCUCAACGUCAUUCAAAUAACAUAAUAUCCAAGGUGAAGCAUUCGAUUGUAAAGGCAAAGAAGGCAGUCCUUGGCAAAUCACCUAGUUCAAAGACCAUGUCUGCAGGAAUCAAAGAUGACAUUAAAGUGAAAUGAUAGAGCAGGAGGUUUUUCAGUUUAAAAUGGUCGCAUCAUUUGCCAUAGGCUCUUGCAUCUUAAUAUGCUCUAAAGGCCAUUCUUGCAUCCACUGAAUUUGCCUGUGGUGGUGUGCCUCCCACAUGGUGCCCAGUGGCGGAGAAAACAUGUGAGUAAAUAGAUGAAUAAUUAAUUUUGGAGGAUUCGAACUGAUGGGGCCAUGCUACUUGCAGGGAAGGAUUUACUGAAACUAUGCCUCUUAGCUUGAUGAUAGAAAUGAUGAAUUGUAUGGUAUCAGCUCAUUGUAUUGUUUAUAUUUUUGGAUGCAGUGCUUGUGUUUUGCUUGGUUAUAUUUUCUGAGUGUUUAUAUAUCUUUUGAGAUUCAUUUUGUUGAUUAUGUGAUGUAUUGUUUUGUCUCAUAAACAAUAAUCAACAUCUGUUUGAUCUA